AUGCUCAGAUCUGUGAUCAGCAGAAAGGUAGGCAACAAAUUGGGAAGCAGAUUCUUCUCGAGAGAGGCCACACCUUAUGACCAGACCAUCAACAACCUACGCUUGUCGGAGGAUACCAAGGUGAUCAUCCAAGGUUUCACCGGUAGACAGGCUACUUUCCAUGCCAAGUUGUCUCAAGAAUACGGCACCAACAUCGUCGGUGGUACUAACCCAAAGAAGGCCGGUCAAACACACUUGGGCCAGCCCGUCUUUGCCUCCGUCGCUGAGGCCAUCAAGGAGACUGGUGCCACUGCGUCCGGUAUCUUUGUACCUCCUCCAAUUGCUGCCAAGGCUAUCCAAGAAGCCGUCGAGGCAGAGGUCCCCUUGGCUGUCUGUAUCACCGAAGGUAUUCCACAACACGACAUGUUGUACGUGGCUGAGAUGUUGAAGUCACAGAGCAAGACUCGUCUAGUCGGUCCUAACUGCCCAGGUAUCAUGUCCCCUGAGGGUCGUGUCCGUAUUGGUAUCCAGCCCUCCAAGAUUUUCACUCCUGGUAAGAUUGGUAUCGUCUCCAAGUCUGGUACUUUGACCUAUGAAGCCGUCCAACAAACUACUAUUACCGGUCUAGGCCAAUCUUUGGUCAUCGGUAUUGGUGGUGACGCUUUCCCAGGUACCGACUUCAUCGAUGCCCUAAAAUACUUCAUGAACGAUCCUUCCACAGAGGGUAUUGUCAUGUUGGGUGAGAUCGGUGGUAAAGCCGAAAUCGAGGCUGCCGAGUUCCUCAAGGAGUACAACUUGACUCGUUCCAACCCAAUGCCAGUUGCUUCUUUCAUUGCUGGUACCGUGGCUGGCCAAAUGAAAGGUGUGAGAAUGGGCCACUCCGGUGCUAUCGUCGAGGGUUCUGGUACUGAUGCCGAGUCCAAGAAGGCUGCCUUGAGAGAUGCCGGUGUCGCUGUUGUCGAAUCUCCAGGCCGCUUGGGUGACGCCUUGGUUAAACAAUUUGCCAAAUUGUAA
Molecule: messenger RNA, 993 nt
Organism: Lachancea dasiensis
Lineage: Eukaryota; Fungi; Ascomycota; Saccharomycetes; Saccharomycetales; Saccharomycetaceae
Source: the annotation of a GenBank genome assembly